UGUCAAUCGUAUCCCGGCAAAAUCGCGCGCCUUUAUCUUAUUCUGUUUUCGGCUACGGUUGAAGAAGUUUGUGUAUUACAGUACUCUUAAAAAAUAACUGAAAAUGUCUGGACGUGGAAAAGGUGGCAAAGUAAAGGGAAAGUCCAAGACCCGUUCAAACCGUGCCGGGCUCCAAUUUCCCGUGGGAAGAAUCCACCGUUUGUUAAGAAAAGGAAAUUAUGCCGAACGCGUCGGUGCUGGUGCCCCUGUUUAUAUGGCGGCCGUUAUCGAAUAUUUGGCUGCCGAAGUGUUGGAAUUGGCAGGCAACGCUGCCAGAGACAACAAGAAGAGCAGAAUUAUCCCGAGACAUCUUCAGCUGGCCAUCAGAAAUGACGAGGAGUUAAACAAAGUUCUAUCUGGAGUAACUAUUUCCCAAGGAGGUGUCCUGCCUAACAUUCAGGCAGUUUUGUUGCCAAAGAAGACUGGAAACUCUUCAAACAGUAGUGCCCCCAAAACCACCAAAACCCAGUCCCAGGAUUAUUAGAUAUAAGAUUUUUUGCAAUCCUAGCUUAGGUUUAAACUGUAAAAUGUCUUGAUUGUACAUGUUUCUGUUGUGUGGAUGUAUUUUUUAAUAAAAAACCAU
Molecule: messenger RNA, 622 nt
Organism: Brassicogethes aeneus
Lineage: Eukaryota; Metazoa; Arthropoda; Insecta; Coleoptera; Nitidulidae
Source: the annotation of a GenBank genome assembly